AGCGAUGCUGUUGUGAAACGAGUUGAGAGACGCCGCCUAUUGCAGUCUGUAUAAUCAAAGAAUAAAGAGUUUACAAUUUCGAAAAGGCCGAAGUUGAUGUAGGCUACAACAGAAAAUACUGAGCAGCAGAUUUAAAGGAUUAGGCUACACUUCAACAGGGGAGCAUUUGACCUAAGUCAACAAUCAUUCCAAUGGCCCGUGUAGCCACAGCCACUGUUUUAUUAUUGCCGUUCAUACUAACGUUUUUAUGUGUGGUGGCAGCAGAAGGCGGUGGGCUGAAGCUGAGAAGACAGAAGAGAGAAUGGAUCAUUCCUCCUCAGAGGCUGAAGGAGAAUGUAGAUUACACCAGCCAAGAGUACAUCGCAAAGAUUCGCUCUGAUGAGCAGUACACGUCAAAGGUGACUUACUCACUGACUGGGAUCGGUGCAGACCAAAACCCCAGGAGCCUAUUCACUGUCAACCCAAAUACAGGCCUGGUCAGAAUCAAUGGCAUUCUGGACAGAGAGAAGAUACCUUCCUACCACUUACUUGGAGUAGCGACAUACAACAAUGGAAGCAGAGCAGAGAAGGACAUUGACCUGUGUAUUUCCGUUGAGGACCAGAAUGACUGCCAACCAGUGUUCGUCUUUGGCCAAUCUGGAUCUGUUAAUGAGUCCAGUGCUGCAGAAACCGUUGUCAUGAAAGUUUUAGCCACAGAUGCAGAUGAAGUGAACACGCUACACUCUCAGAUUUACUAUAGCAUAGUGCAGAAGAGUUCUUCAGAUAGCAUGUUCGCCAUCAACUACCAGACUGGAGAGAUUAUGGUUCGCCAGACGACGCUGGACAGAGAGACCCAAGACACCUACACCCUGACUGUAAAAGGCUCAGACAUGAACGGAGCAAUGGGUGGAAACUCAGGAACAGGACAGGUGGUGAUUCAAAUCCUGGACAUCAACGACAACAUCCCCACCCUGGAGAAAGAAUAUUACGAGGGGAGUGUGUUGGAGAACACAGUCAAUGUGGAGGUGCUGAGGAUCAAAGCCACUGAUCUGGACCUGAUGUACACUGAGAACUGGCUGGCUGUGUUCACCAUCAUCACAGGCAACGAAGCCGGCUACUUCACUAUCACUACCGACUCCAAGACCAACGAAGGCAUUAUUAUGAUAACCAAGGCACUGGACUAUGAGGAGCUGAAAGUGCUCAACCUUGCCAUAAGUGUUUCCAACAAAGCAGUGUACUACUUUGGCUCCUCUUCUACGAGUGGAGGGAUAGGAGGAGGAGGGGUUUCAGGCGGGGGUAUGACAGGCAAGACCUACCCCAUCAAGAUAAAUGUGAUCAACCAGAAAGAGGGCCCCAAAUUCCAGCCAAUGGUUAAAGUGGUGACCAUCUCUGAGGACUCCACCAGAGUCACCAUUAACAAGGUCAUCACUACCUACGCAGCCAUCGACAGUGACACACUACUGACUGCUACCAAUGUUAGGUAUGCCAAAAAAUCUGAUGUAGACAACUGGCUGAUCAUUGAUGAAAAGACAGCAGAGAUCAAGCUGAACAAAGUGCCUGAUCGGGAGUCCAAAUACCUGGUCAAUGGAACAUACUACGCCAAGAUAAUAGCCAUCACAACCGAUCUGCCAUCCAAAACGGCCACAGGGACAAUAGCUAUCCAGGUGGAGGACUUUAACGACCACUGUCCCAUACUGACAGCUACGGCUACGACCAUGUGUCUGGGGGACACCACUGUGUAUGUCAAGGCUGUGGAUGGGGACACCUUCCCCAACGGAGCUCCCUUCAAGUUCAGAGUGAUUCAGGGGGACAGCAAACAGACGUGGACAGUGGAGCACCUCAAUGCUACCACUGCCAUUUUACGAGGCCAUGCCCACAUGUGGCCAGGUCACUACAAGGUUGCUGUGGAGAUCAGUGACCAGCAGGGGAAGGCCUGUGCUGACAUCCAGAUUCUGAACGUGAAUGUGUGCACCUGUGAUCAGGUCAAUAAGGUCUGCUUCGCCCGGGAGAUGGUUAAGGACGUCACAUUAGGAGCAUCUGCCAUCCUGCUGCUCCUUCUGGGCCUCCUGCUGUUGCUGCUGGUGCCCCUCUUGCUGCUGUUCUGUCUGUGUGGAGGAGUGGCGUCCAUAGGUGACUUUAAGGCCAUGCCAUUUGACACUAAAGAACACCUGAUUCCAUAUCACACCGAGGGACAAGGAGAAGACAAGGAAAUUCCACUCCUGCAAAUUCCUGUGGCGAUAGAUGGCUCCAUCAAAGUUGUUGACUUGGAAAACAACAGGGGGGGAAUGGGAUUAAUAAGAGAUGCAGGGGCUGCAGGAGGAUCAGCAGGAGGAGUGUUCGGGGACGGCUUCACCCCGUCCGCAAUAAGCACAUGGGAGCACAACCAUUCCCAUGGCUCACACCAGCCCAGUGGCAGAGUGAAGGUGAGCUACGGCGUGGGUGGAGGAACCAUGACUGGACAUGAACACUUCUCCAGAUAUGGAGCUGGAGCUUAUGACGGUGUCGCUCUCUCCGAGGGAGACCUAGAGGAGUACUACUCUGCAAAGGCCAAUCAUGCUGCGCAGAAUGACCAACAGAGAGAUGACCUACUGAUCUACGACUACGAAGGUCAGGGGUCACCGGUAGGCUCUGUUGGCUGCUGCAGCCUCCUGGGGGCCGAUGACGACCUGGACUUCCUCAACGACCUGGGGCCCAAGUUCAAGACCCUGGCCAAGAUCUGCCAGGGGUCAAUAGCUAUGGAGGCGGAGACUGUCAACAUGUCUGUGUCAUCCCCUAGACCUAGGCCUACCACAUCCACCCACACAGAGGUCAAUAGAGACACAGCUCUCAAUGUCAAUACCCUGAACACCUCAUCCACCACCUCCACCUCCUCCACACCCCUACAGGAGAACCUGGUUACUCGGGCCCAAGGAUCAGCCACCAUCCGCAAGGUUCAGGAGAACAAGGUGAUGCCCAACAAGACCCUCUUCAUCCAGCAGCCCCCUAUGUACUACGCUGCUGCCCCCACCAUGUACAUGGUGGAGCCCCAGCCCCAGUUGGUGCUGGUGGAGCAGAGAGGGGGAGGUGGUUAUGUCCGUGCCCAGCAGGCGGUAAGCCAGGUGGGGGUAGGGAUGGGUCAGGGGGUGGUGCAGGUAGGAGGGCUCCAUGGUUCUCAGGGCAUGAUUUUACUGGAGAGGCAGGUAGGAGCAGGUGGUAGUGGGGAAGGACAAGGUCAUGUUGUUAUGGGGGAAAGCCAGGUCUUACAGGGAGCGGGCCACACUAUUUUGGGGGGAGGUCACAUUAUUACAGAGACGAGCCAAACCAUUACACGGGGAGGCCAGUUUCUACAGGGGGCAGACCAGACCAUGGUCGGAAAAGGCCAUCUAUCGCCAGGAGGAAACUUCUCACAGGGAAGCCUGUUCGGGUCCAGGAAAGUGCUGGUUGUUGAGAGCGGGUCUGGGUCAGCCUCGGCAGCAGGGUGCAGCGCAGGCUUAGGGGCUGCCCAGGUCACCAUGCUGCAGAGAGGCCAGGGGUCAGAGGUCAAAUGUCAUAGUGUAGAAGUGAGAGGUCAGGGUGAUGCUUCCUCGUUGAGCUCCAGCUCCCUGUGUGGCACGGCAGGGUCAAACGAGGCCUCUGCUACUGCUGUCAAAGUCACCACCACGCCCACAGCUGCACAUUGUAGCAGCAGCCACACAGCUGUGGUGCAAGAGAAGAAAAUAUCUGUCACUGAGAAAUACGUUGAGACGAGUACUAUAGCGUAGAAAAACAACUUCACAUCAGCUUGAUAACAUACGGUACACUGUGGGUUUAAAGGUGAUUCCUAGGGAGAGAGAAAGAGAUAGAGAGAUAGAGGUACUGGUGCUUUCUGCUGGUCUGAAAUACAGGAAUUCAACCCAUUGUUUGUUAACAACUCUUUUAUAACACUUUUAGUUUUUAUUAUCACGAUUACCAGAUGGUAUAUAAUCCUAAAUAUGAUUCAUUGAUACAUUGUGAAUUAAUGAUUGAGUUGAAGAUACUUGAUUACAGAAGAAGAAAUUGAAUAAAAAUGAUGAAUUCAUGGAAUCGAAUCAGUAUUUGAAAGGAGUGAAAUAUUUUUCUAAACAUUCAAAUGUUGUGGUGGGUGAUGUAUUAAUUGUUCAGGUUAGGAAAUGUGUCUAUCUUUGAUAAAGCUUUUUUUACUGGGAUUGUCAAUUCUUGAUGUAAUUCAUAGUUCAGUAGGUCAAGGUUUCCAAGCGGGACAUACAAAAUUAUUGUACCAGAGAAGUGUGGGACCCGUCAAAAAGACCCUAUUUUUCUCUUAUAUUUUACAUUUUAAGCGAAAGAGUGUAUUGUUUUUAUGUUGGGUCUCAUAUGCAUUAAUUUAUCCCAUGAUUUUCAAGUUAUUGAUGCAUAGGUCAUAUUAUUUUGGGAAAAUGGACAUUAAAUGAUGCCUAUUUUUUUGUUCAUCUCAACAUUCGAGCUAAAAAUAGAGAUUAUGUAAGAUUUUACCAUGGGCUUGGCUUAUUAUGCACUGAUAUGCAUUAAAGCAGGGGUGUCAAAUGUGCUUUGCCCCUGGGGCCACAUUCACUAUUCAUCGAGGUCCGGGUGGCUGCAUUGAAAAUGUGUUAUAUUUCUCGCCGUGAAAAUGUUUUUUUUUUCUCUAUCCAUAGUUUGGGGAAUUUUCAAUGCUCCCUGACUGUCUUUCAUUUCAGUGAUUAUUAGCGAGCUGGACACAGUCACGUUUCUGUAUGAAUGUAGGUCCAUUAUCAAUUCUACACAGUUUCAAUUUGGUUUUAGUCAUUUUAAUGUAUAUUGAUAACAUACUGUGUUAUCAAUAGUUCGUAUCCCCCCACAAAUUUUAUAUAUAUAUAUAUAUAUAUAUUUAUUGUUGUUUUUUUACUCAAAGAACCCGCGGGCGUUAUGCUAGACACCCCUGCAUUAAAGUUUGAGAUUGAUGUUGA
Molecule: messenger RNA, 4898 nt
Organism: Oncorhynchus gorbuscha (pink salmon)
Lineage: Eukaryota; Metazoa; Chordata; Actinopteri; Salmoniformes; Salmonidae
Product: cadherin-4-like
Exons: 14
Coding region: 192-3719 (1175 amino acids)
Biological process (GO): homophilic cell-cell adhesion
Cellular component (GO): desmosome; plasma membrane
Molecular function (GO): calcium ion binding
Source: RefSeq, a predicted model, not a curated record